AUAUCUGUAAGUUAUACCGGUACACUAUAUCAAUUCAAGACAAUAACAAAAGCCAUCUGCAUGAUACCUACGGUACCGGUAUGACAUAGAUGGAAGUUUUAUGGAAUCGGACAGAAUAUUCCAAUUUCAAGAUGAAAAGGGAACUCUCGUAGUUAAUAUACCAGAAAAGACUGAGGCAGCUUAUGGAAUGUAUACGUGGCCAUGUGCUGCUGUGUUGGCGCAAUACAUUUGGAAUAAAAGAAAACAUUUGUUGAUCAACAAGCAUGUGUUGGAGUUGGGUGCUGGAACUGCUUUGCCGAGUGUAGUUGCAGCUAAAGCUGGAAAUGUAGCCUCGUUGACACUGACAGAUGACACUCAUCAACCUAGAUCAAUUGAGAAUUGUAGGAUGUCCUGCGCAGCUAAUUCAAUUGAUGUCUGCGAAUUACAGAUAAACCAUGUGGAUCGUAAACCUUGCAUCAAAGUAGAAGGUCUGAGAUGGGGAGAAGUCAAUCCAACAUUUUUCUAUGGGCAGCUAAAAGGGCUUUUGCCUUAUCCUGAUGUGAUUUUAGGUUCUGACUGCUUUUUUGAUGAAAAUGUUUACGAAAAGAUUUUAUUCACUGUAAGCCACUUGCUUGAAGGCAAAAUGUCAAAAAUUGGCCCACAUGAAGACAAACCUUAUUUUUUAUGCACAUAUCAAGUUAGAAACGCCAAUUCUUCUAUUGGUGACUUGCUUCAUCUCUGGAAUUUAAACUGUGCAGAAAUUGAUUUGCAUUCGUUUGGUGGCGAUGGACACGAUAUUGCGAGUUCUGGUAUGCCCGGUAAUCAUGAAAUUCGAAUGUUGAAAAUCAGCUUGAAAGAUUAAUUCAUAAAAUUCUGUAUUACUGAAGUUUUAGUACAAUGUUGCCAAGUCGCAUAUCAACAACACAAAUUCAAUUAUAUCAGAUGUUUCAGAUAUUCUUUAAAUUAACAACCGCAUAUCAUUCAAUUAUCACCUCGUCUGUUACAGUUUAU
Messenger RNA from Styela clava, 990 nucleotides. Its product is annotated as histone-arginine methyltransferase METTL23-like. The record is from RefSeq and is a predicted model, not a curated record. NCBI's taxonomy places the organism in Eukaryota, Metazoa, Chordata, Ascidiacea, Stolidobranchia, Styelidae. Gene Ontology annotation, cellular component: nucleus; cytoplasm.